AUGCACACUCUACCCGUUCCCGCUGGCCCUCUCAUCAGCUUAGUGUUCUCAGAACCUUCACUGGUCCUGGGCAGCUUCAACACUCAAGGAGCCAAACACCAUCCUGCACAUGGCAACCCAUUUGACAGAUACCCCAUUCAGAACCACUCACUCACUCGCUCCACCACCGACACCCAGUGUCAGCAGUCCCUAUUGUCUCUGUCCAAUCUCACCCUGGACACAGGUCCCUGGUGUCUCAGUCCAAUCUCACCCUGGACACAGUUCCCUGGUGUCUCUAUCCAAUCUCACCCUGGACACAGGUCCCUGGUGUCUCAGUCCAAUCUCACCCUGGACACAGGUCCCUGGUGUCUCAGUGCAUCCUCACCCUGGACACAGGUCCCUGGUGUCUCAGUCCAUCCUCACCCUGGCCACAGGUCCCUGGUGUCUCUGUCCCAUCUCACCCUGGCCACAGGUCCCUGGUGUCUCUGUCCAUCCUCACCCUGGACACAGUUCCCUGGUGUCUCAGUCCAAUCACCCCCUGGACGCAGGUCCCUGGUGUCUGUGUUCAUUCUCACCCUGGACGCAGGUCCCUGGUGUCUCUGUGCAAUCUCACCCUGGACGCAGGUCCCUGGUGUCUCAGUCCAAUCUCACCCUGGGCACAGGUCCCUGGUGUCUCAGUCCAAUCUCACCCUGGACACAGGUCCCUGGUGUCUCUGUGCAACCUCACCCUGGACACAGGUCCCUGGUAUCUCAGUCCUGUCGCACCCUGGAGACAGGUCCCUAGUGUCUCAGUCCAAUCUCACCCUGGACACAGGUCCCUGGUGUCUCUGUCCAAUCUCACCCUGGACACAGGUCCCUAGUGUCUCUGUCCAAUCUCACCCUGGACACAGGUCUCUGUUGUCUCAGUCCAAUCUCACACUGGACACAGGUCCCUGGUGUCUCAGUCCAAUCUCACCCUGGACACAGGUCCCUGGUGUCUCAGUCCAUCCUCACCCUGGCCACAGGUCCCUGGUGUCUCUGUCCCAUCUCACCCUGGCCACAGGUCCCUGGUGUCUCUGUCCAUCCUCACCCUGGACACAGUUCCCUGGUGUCUCAGUCCAAUCACCCCCUGGACGCAGGUCCCUGGUGUCUGUGUUCAUUCUCACCCUGGACGCAGGUCCCUGGUGUCUCUGUGAAAUCUCACCCUGGACGCAGGUCCCUGGUGUCUCAGUCCAAUCUCACCCUGGACACAGGUCCCUGGUGUCUCAGUCCAAUCUCACCCUGGACACAGGUCCCUGGUGUCUCUGUGCAAUCUCACCCUGGACACAGGUCCCUGGUAUCUCAGUCCUGUCGCACCCUGGAGACAGGUCCCUAGUGUCUCUGUCCAAUCUCACCCUGGACACAGGUCCCUGGUGUCUCUGUCCAAUCUCACCCUGGACACAGGUCCCUGGUGUCUCUGUCCAAUCUCACCCUGGACACAGGUCUCUGUUUUCUCAGUCCAAUCUCACCCUGGACACAGGUCUCUGUUGACUCAGUCCAAUCUCACCCUGGACACAGGUCCCUGGUAUCUCUGUCCAAUCUCACCCUGGACACAGGUCCCUGGUGUGUCUGUCCAAUCUCACCCUGGACACAGGUCCCUGGUGUAUCUGUCCAAUCUCACCCUGGACACAGGACCCUGGUGUGUCUGUCCAAUCUCACCCUGGACACAGGUCCCUGGUGGCUCUGUGCAAUUUCACCCUGGACACAGGUCCCUGGUGUCUCAGUCCAAUUUCAC
This is a messenger RNA of Hypanus sabinus (Atlantic stingray), 1732 nucleotides long. RefSeq lists its product as uncharacterized. The transcript has 3 exons. The record is from RefSeq and is a predicted model, not a curated record. Bases 1 to 1488 code for a protein of 495 amino acids. NCBI's taxonomy places the organism in Eukaryota, Metazoa, Chordata, Chondrichthyes, Myliobatiformes, Dasyatidae.